CCCAUGGUUUAAACUUGGCCUACCAGGCUAUCUCGGCAAUGUUUUGAUACAAGAGAGUUGGAAGUCGCCACUCCUUGAGCCUCCAACUCGAUCCCCGUUUUUUUCUUCUACGUUAACAAUGCCCAACCACUCACUCAAUCAGCCCUGACUUAGUCUCACCGGUUAUCAAAAAUGAACAUGGCAGACUUUCCGCCCGACGAUAGACUGUCGCUACGUCCGGCAACAAUGGACGACCUCGACGACAUUACAAGUGUCGCUCAACAAGGAUUCCCUGACGAUCCCGAGUUUGAUUAUCGAUUCCCAUACCGACACGAAUACCCAGAGGACCAUCGGGAAUGGGUUCGACAGGAGUACUUGGAAUACCUCAAACAACCCGAGAAGUACGCCGUGACCAUCAUCACUUCUGCUGAUAACCAACACAAGACUGUGUCUCUAUCUGUGUGGGACAUAGCUGUGACCACAAUUCAUCAAGGAGGCGAUCUAGGAAUCCCUGAUGAUCCCCAGGCUAAGCCCCGUCGGAAAGAUGCAAACCCGGCACAUUUCCGACAGUUCAAGAAAACCAUGGACGAGGGCUUUCAACAAUACUUACGCAGGUAUGGCGAUAAUCAGAUCCACUUGUGGUUGUUAUGCACACAUCCGUCUUUCCGACGCCGAGGAGCAGCAACGAGGCUAUGUCGGUGGGGUGUAGAACGAGCGUCGCUGCAGUCAUUGUACACCACCGUCUUGGCGAGUCCAAUGGGGAAGAAACUGUACGAAGAGCUGGGCUUUUUUCUUGACGGUUCGUUCAAGAUUAAGGUUGAUAGCGAGCCGGAAUCCCUGGAAAUCUGGGCCUUGAGACGUCCACACGUUGAAUCGCAAGUGCGGUUCUUUUCGUGGGUUCUUCGCAAGCUGGGACUUUCAUAAGUCGAGAAUCCCAGUAGAGCAGUUCUUAGGAAUAUUUGACCGCUGUACAGCACAUAUCUGGUGACCUUAGCUGUCGAUACAAAAUAAUUCAAAUCUCAAGCUAAUGAUUGAUUAGAGCUUAAUACAAUGCCUAGGCAAACUGGUAGGCUGAUCAAUCGUGGUGGUCUCAAGCUUUGGUGCAAGGCUCACACCCCGCCGACAAUUGCCCACUGACUAGCUCUAUUUGAUGGCGGUGGAUCGCAGCUCCCC
This is a messenger RNA of Pseudomassariella vexata, 1152 nucleotides long. RefSeq lists its product as uncharacterized. Gene Ontology annotation, molecular function: acyltransferase activity, transferring groups other than amino-acyl groups. The transcript is spliced from 2 exons. The coding region runs from base 172 to 903 and encodes 243 amino acids. Lineage: Eukaryota; Fungi; Ascomycota; Sordariomycetes; Amphisphaeriales; Pseudomassariaceae. The record is from RefSeq and is a predicted model, not a curated record.